Molecule: messenger RNA, 2278 nt
Organism: Acanthopagrus latus (yellowfin seabream)
Lineage: Eukaryota; Metazoa; Chordata; Actinopteri; Spariformes; Sparidae
Gene: rhov
Product: ras homolog family member V
Exons: 3
Coding region: 157-867 (236 amino acids)
Biological process (GO): small GTPase-mediated signal transduction
Molecular function (GO): GTP binding; GTPase activity
Source: RefSeq, a predicted model, not a curated record
ACCCACACAUGUCGAUCAUCAGUCAGAGCAGGGCGAGCAGCCGGGCGGUGUGUGUGACAGACAGUCCCCCCCUCAGCUGGCUCUCUCAGUAUCGACUCUCAUUGCGAUCGGACCGGAGGAGAGGCUGCGUUCACGACCUUUCAUGCGAGGCUCGACAUGCCACCUAACAUGGAUUACUUUUACCACGAGUCCCGAGUGCCUUCCGCUUGCGGGCUGACCCGGGAGGACGAGCUGGAGCCCGGGGUCAUCAGCUGCAUGCUGGUCGGUGACGGAGCCGUCGGGAAGACGAGCAUGAUAGUGAGCUACACCUCCAACGGAUACCCGGCCGACUACCAGCAGACGGGCUUCGACGUCUUCUCAGGUCAGGUCCAAGUAGAAGGAGCACCGUACAAAGUUCAGCUUCUGGACACUGCUGGACAGGAGGAGUUUGAUGAAUUCAGAGCUCUGUCCUACGCCCACACGGACGUCUUCCUCCUGUGCUUCAGCAUGGUCAACCCCAACUCGUUUCACAACAUCACCAAGAAGUGGGUGUCGGACAUCCGGGCUCACAACCCGUCCGCACCCAUCGUGCUCGUCGGCACCCAGUCGGACCUCUUGCUGGACGUGAACGUCCUCAUCAACCUGGACAGAUCUAACGUCAAGCCCGUCCUGAGCGCCCGUGCUCGCAGCAUGGCGGAGAAGAUCAGGGCAGCGGACUAUAUCGAGUGCUCUUCGCUCACGCAAAAGAACCUGAAGGAGGCGUUCGAUGCCGCCAUCUUCGCCGCCAUAAAGAACAAAACUCGCAAGAGCAAGAAGAGGAGGUUUUCGGACAGGCGCACGAAAGCUUUCUCCAGGUGUAGCUGGAAGAAGUUCUUCUGCUUCAUCUGAACUCACAAGAAUGCGGACAAAGACUCUUUAAUUUAUUGACUGUAGCUUGACGUCACAGCUCCCACCUGUGGCAGUUUAGCAUCCCUCCCUGUUAAGUGGCAUAUUUUAUGCUGGGAUGCCAAAUGGUGCGAGGGAGAAAAACCAGAUAUAAGCACAGUGAGUGUUGGGAACUCACAUCUGUGGGGACAGCAGAGAGGAUUCUGGGUGAUUCUCAGCCAGCAGUGUUGUUGCUUUAUAUUAAAAUACGUUACUUUUAAAAAAAAGAAGAAAAAAAAGACAUAUCUCACAUGUAACAUCAACUUCUGCGAAAGCUUUCAUGUGUAAUGCAUCAAAGGGGGGCCGUGAAUUGGGUGAACUGAGACUUUAAAGGAGGGAAAACAUAUCGAGCCGACUUGAUCUUUUCUCACAGCCGCGGAGAGAAAGGACAGGCCGUCAUGUAAAUGCUGUGAAUUUGCAUUGCUUGCUCUGUGGCCAGCUGCAGCCUUUAAUGCAGGGCGAGAGAGAAAGAGAGAGAGACAGAAAGUGUCGGGCUGCGUUCAGGCACAUGGGCGUUAGCCACUUCUCUGUUGUACUCUCGCUGUCUGGCUGCUGCAUCCUAUUUAUAUGCGGCAGCUGCAAGUUCAGGUUGCAGUGCGAGGUGCCACAUUCUUCUUCCUCACCUGUGUGUGAAAGCUGCCCUGGCUGGUUUGUCUUGAUUACUAUCUAGUCCUCAGGUAAACCAACUGACAACCUUAUCGUCGGCGAUAUUAACUUGUAAUUUGUCUUUUCGCCGAGCAGUGUCCGCUGUACUUUGGGGCGAAUCAGAAACAAGCGUAUUUCCCUUUCUGCCUUAUUUCUCAGAGUGGAGCAGGAACUUGUUUGACAAUAAUCCUCUUUAGCUCUUUGUCCCCCUCGCCCAUCAAUCUGCAUCUGUGAAAGCAAAGCACUACAGGAGUCUUAACUUCCACCCUGCUGAUCCUCCCACCACCACCACCACCACCUCCGACAGCCCGGCCUUUUUUCAUUCACACCUCUUUGUUUGUAUGCUCAAUACACUCCUUAUCUCCUCAUAGCCCGUUGUGUACAGAGUUAGAGGACGCUGAUCGGCCUCUGCUUUUGAAUGUAAGCGUAAAGUAAUACACAGCCUCGUGUCUGUGGCGUCACAUUUUCCACUCACUGGAUACGUACAUGUGAGCAUGGCUUUACUAUGCUUCUUGUGGAAGUGAGCUUAAUGUAUAUAAGACUCUGUUUGUUAAAACAGGUUAUCUGUCAUGUCUGAGUAUAUGAAAUAUAAAGAGAAGACAUGGAUUUUAAAGUGCUGAUGUACUCCACGAACAUUUUGUAUCACUGUCACUUGUCUCCUCUUCGAACCUGUGUGUCUUUUUAUACAUGUCGGAGUGAUCUGAUGCAAAUAAAUGAAGUGCAAAUCAUA